Molecule: messenger RNA, 10315 nt
Organism: Poecile atricapillus (Black-capped chickadee)
Lineage: Eukaryota; Metazoa; Chordata; Aves; Passeriformes; Paridae
Gene: REEP2
Product: receptor accessory protein 2
Exons: 11
Coding region: 143-1072 (309 amino acids)
Biological process (GO): endoplasmic reticulum tubular network organization
Cellular component (GO): cytoplasmic microtubule; endoplasmic reticulum membrane; endoplasmic reticulum tubular network
Molecular function (GO): microtubule binding; taste receptor binding
Source: RefSeq, a predicted model, not a curated record
GUGCCGCCAUGGUCUCCUGGAUAAUCUCCCGCCUCGUGGUGCUGAUCUUCGGCACCCUCUACCCGGCGUACUCCUCCUACAAGGCCGUGAAGACGAAAAACGUAAAGGAAUAUGUUCUUGGUGCAAGCUGGGGAGACUAUAUAUGUGCCAUUACCUGAAGCUGGUGAUCAUCAGACUGAGCAGCAAAAACCUGACUCCUUUUAGUGGAUUGAAAAGAAACAUGCAGCCUUAUUUAACCCUCAGUUUUGAAAGAUGUUUCAUGAAGAUGAGCAGCACAGAUCUCAACACUGAUUCCUGUGGGAUUCCACUGGUGAAGUGGAUGAUGUACUGGAUUGUGUUUGCCUUUUUCACCACUGCAGAAACACUCACAGACAUUGUUCUUUCUUGGGCUGAGAGAUGCCCUGUUUAUGGAGUUUUCAUGGCUAUGGAUGAAAGACUAAAUGAUACUCGAAGAAGGUUUCCCUUUUAUUUCGAGCUGAAAAUUGCAUUUGUGAUUUGGCUGCUCUCCCCUUACACCAAGGGCUCCAGUGUCCUCUACAGGAAGUUUGUGCACCCAACGCUCUCCAAUAAGGAGAAGGAAAUUGAUGAAUACAUUACUCAGGCUUGUGACAAGAGCUACGAAACGAUGAUGCGAGUUGGCAAGAGAGGGUUAAACCUUGCUGCCAAUGCAGCAGUUACUGCAGCUGCAAAGGGCCAGGGAGUUUUGUCUGAGAAGCUUCGAAGUUUCAGCAUGCAGGAUCUCACUCUGAUCCGAGAUGAAGAUACUGUGCAUAUGCGAAGCCGUGAUCCACAGCUGCACCCCUCUGGUGCGAGUCUUCUGGAACCUAUUGAAGACUCAGCUUCCUGUUACUCCUCGGGAGAGGAGAGCAGUGUGGCACAUAGGUCUAAUGGAACCCCAUCAGACACUAGAACAGACCCAUCAGAUGAAGAUGCAGGAGACAAACUUCCUAAACGUACCCAGAGUCUCAAAACUCCUAAAAAGGUGAUGAAAGCUGAGCUUCCAGUGAGAAGUGUAAAAGCCCGCCCUAAGAAGAAAGCUUCUGGCUCUCUUGCUUCUGGCGAGUCAUCCUAAGGCGACCUUCCCCCCCAGCACCUGUCUCUGUCCUGGGAUUUGCCUUUUGCUUUCAUGGGGAAACUCUCCAAAGGAAGGGAGCUGAGAUUCUUGUACAUAACAGAUACUGCUUUACAGAGCUCAUUCCAAGGCAAGGGGGAGGCUGGGAUUCAGAAAGCAGAGUAGAGGAUACAAAUCCUCAGGAAUUUUCUCCUUUUCAUCUCUCUGUUGGAGGGAAUGCUGAUAUGUCUGUACAUAGCCAGUUGCUUUGGAAUUCCCACUGUAUAACUAACUCUAGUUGAGAAUCUUUGCUGGAAAAACCGACUAGGGUUAGAGACAUCCAUUGCACAGAAGCUAGAAAAAUACUAGACACUGGAGUUCCACGGGGUGUGUGGCUCUCUAAAAUGUCUUAUCUUGCUCUGGGUAUUCUCCUGCAGCUGCGUGUUGUUAAGAAGUGCCCACCAUGGGUCAUAUUCCUUUAGAAUGGACGGUACCUAAUAUGUCCAUUGCCUUUGAGAAAGUGACUGAAGUGAUGUAUGCUGAGUGCUUUUGAACAUAAAGAACUGGCUCAUGGGAGGUAUAUGCUAGAGUCCCGUUACUCAUACUGGAAUAUGAAGAGAUUGGUUUUUGUUUUUUUCUGGAAGGUGAAGGGAGAUAAUUGGAAAAACUAAUAAAGAAAAUGUGCUAUUAGAUGCACAUUACAUGAUGAAGUAGUUAAGAGUUACUCUUGAGAAGGAAAGUUUGGCAUCUCUAAGAUUUUGGCUCUUUUUGAAGCUGCUGGAUUUUAUUUCAGGUUCUAAUGCUUACUCUGACUCCGUGAGAGCAUCAGAAUGAGUUGAGUCACGUGCAGUAGGUCCCAUGCAGUUCCAUGGCAAGCAUACUCGCUUUGCCAUGUGGUGGUUGAACCCAUGUCAUUGUGUUGCUUGCUGCUUCAGACAAAUUCUUUUAUUCUAGCAGAUGGCUGGGGAAAAUCUGUCUCAAAAUAGUCUGUGGGCAUACUUGAGAAUUUCAGAAGCCCUCACCUCUCAGCUUUAGGAGAGUCAAUCCUCAGGACGUGAAAACCGAAACAGUUGAUAUAUUAACAGUUGAGUUCCGUUAACUUCAGGAUUUCAUUUAUGGGGGAUAAAAAGCAGGGACUGUGGCAUAAUACUGUGAUUAAUCAGUCCUCUUGCUUUAUCCUGCUGCAGCCCUUGCACAGAUUUUCUGUCUGACAUUGUGCCAUGUUUAUCAGUGUCCUGAGACUCAAGCAAUACUUAACACUUGGGACAGAAAACUACAAAGAAUGUAGAAUAUGUAUUGUGGGAGUGAAAUUGCAGUGCUGCAGAGAAAAUUUGCAUCAUGCCGAGCCAUACUAAUCUCCUGGACAAUGUUAAAGGGAGAUCCCCUGUACACAUGCCACAUUGCUGAGUCAAUGAAAAUUUAUGAGAUUUAUGAGUAGAGUUCUUGUUAUUAAAAUCUAUAAUGAAGGUGCACCAUUAUAGACAUGGGUGUCUGAAUGCAUACUAGAUGGUUUUAAUUUUCACUGAAAUUAAUUAUCACAGGAACCUGGCUCCUACAUACAAGUGUUUGUGUCCCAUACUUUUGCUGCCACAUUUCUGAAAUUACAGUGAAUUCUUCACAGAGAGCCCAGUAUUUUGCUGUUGACAAGCUAUAGAAGCACUUCUGCAACUAAUGCUCCACAAGUAUUUCUGAAACCUUUCAAAAGUUUAUAAAGUUGAAGAUUAGGAAAUAAGAAAUUUUCUUAUUUCCCAUCAUCUUGGUGGCAAAUUUUUUUCUCUCAAAUUGACCAGUUAUUUCAGGAAGCCAGUUAAGUUGGAUUUACUAUUUUUCAUAGCUUUUAAAAAAUUAAAAAUCUUUACACUCCAUGUUAGAAACUUCCAUCUUGUGCAAAAUAUUUCUCCUAAAUUAUCCACAUGGCCUUAUCCAGAAGCCAGUAGGAAAUCCUUGAUUCUGAGUUUAAAAAAAACAAUUAUUUUUCUCUUUUUUAGAUUAUUAGCAAACUUCAUAUUCAUGUCUUACUAGCACAUGCAAAUGCAUGUCCUGAAGUAGGAAUACUUCCUGUUUCCAAAUUAAAUUCCUCUCUCCAGACAUCAUAAAAAUCUUUUAUGGUUAUGUGAAAGAUCCAGUUGUGAAGAAUCGCUUUCCUAGAUUUUACUGUACUGAGCAAGAGAGAAACAUUCUUCUCUAUAUACCAAGUAUGUCUAUGACCAUGUUUCUUGAUUUUUUUUUUUUUUUUUAAUCAAAAUUUUGCAUAGCAAAUUAUUUAUGUAAAUCAUUGUGAGGGAUUUGACUUGGAGGCCAAGUCUCCCCUUGCACUGAUCUUCUCGCCCUUUCCUUGUGCCUGCUGUGAUAGUGUACGGUUACUAGGUUUCCACAGAGUGGCUUUCCAGAAUCUUCUCUAGAAUCCAUUUAUUUGUAGUGGCUUUUCUGCUUUGAAGCACAGGAAGAAUUUCUGAAGAUUCAGUUCUGGUAUUUGGAUUUAUCUUUGUCUUCCUAAGCUAGGUCCUGUGCUAAGCAGCUUUUACUUAGCAUUGAUGCUUGAUGUCAUUAGCUUGUGGGUAAACAAGGGGAAUUGGCUUUUGUUUGCAAGAGUGAGUCUGCAGUUGGAGUAGGGACUAUCUAGUGUGCGAUAUGAAGCUGAUGAUGUUGAGCAGCAGAACUUACCCAGAGCAAGAACAAUGUCUUAGCACGGAUACUGUUUUCUUCUUCUAGUACAAAUGUGACUGCUAGAUUGUGCUUUGCUUGAUCAAAGCCACUGCAGAUCUACCACCACCCACAUGACCUCUUAGUGAGUUUCUAGAUACAGUUCUGCAUUGGAUGGCACUGUCUUGCAUAGAAAUUCUCUUGUUAAUGAGAGUGCUGAAUGUGCUGUUUUGAUAAAAUGCUUUUAUCAGCUGCUGUUUGGUGUUUUCAGCAGGAAAUGCUGGAAUGUAGUUUCUCUUCAGUAUCAUCUGUGGGCUUCAUUGUGCAAUUAAGCAAAUGGUUAAAUCUUCACCUAGCAGUAGAACCUAUUGUGUUCGGUAAAUGUUUAGAGCCUUUUCCUAAUAUGCCUGGCCACGGAGAGAAGUGUAAUAGGAGAAAAUGAUUCUUGAAGGUGGGGGCUGAAGAGGGUGGUAUGGGUGUGUCAAACUUCGUGUGCCUAUAAGUUAUCCUAAAAUACCUGUACCGUGACAUACAAAGUUGAAGCCAUGACUGCCUUUUGAAAAGAAAUGUUUUACUUCCAUGCUUUGUAGUAUUAUGAGUCAGUGUUCUGCUGUUGGAUAAGAAAAUAGUGAAAUAUGGUUUCCUAUCUGAGAAACUUAAUGAUUUGUUGCAUAAAAGGGAAAAAUGUUUUCUUGUUGGCAGUAAUCCUCCGUGGUGAGUAAGAAGUAUGAAAAUAUAGGGGAGACAACCGUCAGGUUUUAAACCUUUAUACAUUACCUAAAUAUCUUUAUUACUUACUUUUUAAAAAUUGAGUUUGUGAUUCUUCAGCUUUACAUUUCUGGGACUGGUUUCUUUUAGACUAGAAUAAUUUCCUUGGUAGGUAGAGCAUAUAUGAAGAGAGGGGUGCUAGUGUUCUUAAAAUUGCAAAGCUUGUUCUGGGGAAGUUUCACCUUCCCUCAUUUUAAUGAAUUGAUUUCCGUUCAUUGUACUUUUGCAGUGCUGGGCUUUCUUUUAUACAUCCCUCUUGGAAGUACAACUCCCUCACAACAUACUUUCUUGGAAAGCAAGAUUUCUAGAGAACCGCAACUUUCCAGAAGUGCUUAUUUAUUCUGUGCCAUCUUAAUAAGCAGAAAAUUUAGUGCCUUAGGAGAAAAGUAAGAUUUAUAUGGAGAACUCUGCUGAUUCUCUGAUCUACACAUAGCAUUGUAUUAAGGAGGCUCACAAGUUAACUGUGAAGUGUCAUUGUAUGCUUGAGAGCAGCUGUUGAAUUGAGCUGAUUUCUUUCUGUCUUCCAAAGUUGCAUGUAAUGCUAGAAAGUGUGGAUUGUUCCCUAAGAGAGAAAUCUAGGGAAAAAAGUUGUAUUCUUACGGGGGCACUGUAUUGUCACAUUACUGCUUGCUGGGGAGAUACUGAAUUGACAUCUCUAUGUAACUGGUCUGUACUAUAGCUUUUCUUGCUUUAGGCACUAGAGAUUUGUAAUAUACUGUCUGGCUGAAGCAGGAUGUGGUGCUGCUCUGUGAGUUACCUUGCUAAGUCAGAUACAUGAAAAACCAGGAAAGUAUUCUGAAGUUACAUGAGCUUGUAGAACUACAGAGGUGUCAGCAUUGGAAGGGGCCUCUGGGGGUCCUCUGGUUUGACCUCACAACUCAGUCGGGGCUGCCCACUGCCAGUUCCUGUGUGCUAUUUCUGGUCUAGAAUCUACUGAGUUUAAUGUUUAAGAUCUGUUAAUAUAUGCAGAAAUGCAUAUGCUGCAUGAGAACAUGCUUUUGUGUUACUGAGGAGAAAUGUUUCCUGGUCACUUUUCAUCUGGUAUUUGGCUCCAUUGCAAGACACUAUAAACAUAACUCUUUCUUAUGUUCCUUACAGGUAUUGUUAAAAUGCCUAGAGGCCUCAAAAAAUAUCUUAAGAGGUAUGCAGAUGAAGUUGUGAAAACAGUUGGUUUUAACAGUAGAUGGAGACAAUAAUUGCAUAGCAGCUAAGAACCUGUCUUAUGAGAUACAUAAAUAGAUAGAAUUAGAGUAGAAAAUGAGCUGUGUAUAGUACAGAGUUGUCCAGUAAAUACUGCUAACUUUCUGAGCCUCAAGCAGCACUUAAACUCAGCAUUCUACAGAUGAGAGCUUGAUUUCUUUUUUGAGCCUGAUUUCUCUCUUAGAGUCAAUCUCUGUUUCCUUCCCUCCCUUCCCCCUUUCGUUACACCCCCUCCCCAACCCCAAUCUUCUAAACUGGGCUUCAGCUACAUACACUGAGAUUCUUCAAACUUCAUCCCUUCAGAACAAUAAAGUUUGACUUUUUACCUCAGCAGGCAACUGAUCUGCAGGGAGGACCAGAUGAAUAUCAAGUAUCUCUCAUCACUUUGUAGAUGUGUUAUGCUGGAGAAGUACUAGCAGGAAGCUCCAGAAGAUAUGUUUGCCCAGGAAAUUCUACCCUCUGCCCCCUACCAAAGCCUGCAUUUUUGGGUGAACCAAAUGCUGGACUUAGCUAUGCUCACACAGUUAUCUGUAGAAUCCCAAAAUUCAGUGUCAGAAUUUCUAGUCCUCUAUUCCUGAUGAUAACAGGAAUUAAAAUAAUAUGGAGUGAAAAGAAACAGUGGCAAAUUGGUGGGUUUUUUUCCCCUGCAAUUUUGCAGGUAAAUUUAGGUCAUUGCUAUUUACAUGCCUAAAAUCUUUGCCUAAAGCCCCUUGCAAGCUAUGUGUUACUUUCUUGCUCUCUUUCUGAGCUUCUGUUCUUCUGUGAAUUGGUUAUGUUUUUAAUGUUUACUCUUACUAAGCAAGGACUGGCUUCCAUUUUACUGACUGGAGAUUUGAAAUAUACUGUAUUAGAGCUGUAAUAUAGCCUUUUUUCAUUAUUUAAACCUAUGACCUAGAUUAAUACAUGUAACUUGUACAACAAGGCCUAAGGCCAGAUUCCCAGGUGGAAUGUGAGCAUCUAUUGCAAAUAGCAUAGUUUGACGUAUUUCCCUUUUCUUGCAGUGAAUUCUGACUGAAAUGUGCUUACUGCAGACCAUUUGGACAAGAGCAUUCUGUCAGUGUUUAACCAGAUAAUGUUAGAAGUAACAUUUAUGGGAAUACUGCAAAAAUAAGUGAACACUAAAGGAGCAAAAGCUCAAGUCUUCUGUAAUAUAUCUGUCUGAGACUAUGUAAAACACUAAAGCAUUUCUUGCAGCAGUGGAAAUACAUUGCUAUACUGACUUAGAAAGGUAGGAAAUUGAGUCAUGAUCGUUGUAGCAGGUUUGGGAGGAAAGUCAAUCUGGAUGGCAAGCAUAUAAAGUUUUACAUACCAGGGAACUAAGUUUUUAUCACAAGUAAUGCUUAAUAACUUACCAGAAAGGAAGAAGUUGAAAAAUUCUGGUGACUAUUAAAUGGAGAGGAAUUUUCCUGAUCAUCAAACCUAGUAUUGAAUAUAAACCUUCUGUAUUCAUGCUGCUGCCUUACUUGGGAAAGCACUGAGUCAAGGGACUCUUUAUUUCUGGCUCCUCUGUUAGAUUAUUUCUCAAAUUAAUCUCAAAUUAGAGAUGCUUGGGUUUGACUCAGCAUUUUAAUGUCGAAUUCCCCAUUAGCAUAGUGCUAAUCCACGAGGGUUGUGGAUUACUCUUUGUCCACCAGAGGGUAUAAGUGGAACAUAAAAUCACUGACUAUGAGAGAGCAGAGACACGUCUCACAACGGUUAUUUCAAUUAUGACAGUAGAACAGCAGUAUUUCCUAGGUAUGCGCGAAGGCCCUACUUGGGGGUAAGGGACAAAACAAGCUGGGGCUCUAAUGGAGGAAUAUGAAAUAAUACUGCUGUUAACCUUUGACUGAAAAGGCUAUUUAUGCUUUCUGGGCAUUCAAAUUGAGCCACUGUCCAAUGCGGCUCACUGAGACAAUAGUGUUACAGAAUAACUCUCCUCACUUUUUUUCUUUUGUUUUACAUUCAAACAAUUUUUUUAGCUGCAGGAAGCAGCUCUGAAAAUGGUAAUGUUUGUGAUUCCAGCCCCCACCAUGGGGCUCCCCACCCCCGCUUUUUAUUAAUUAACCAAUUGCUGUGUGUUGUUCUACUUUAUACUCUGAAUUUUAGUAGUAUUUCCUGGUAAGGAUGAGUAUUUUCUUUCAGUUGGAUUUAUUUUCUGUGAAAAGAGAAGCAAAUUUAAUCUAAAAAUACAGAUCUAUCUGAUGUUACUAUGGUAAUUUGUGACCAUGGCAACAGAGUUAGCAUUCUGAAGAACAGGCAGACAGAUGUGGUUGGUUUUUUUGGUUUUUUUGGUGUUUUUUUUUUAAAGUAAAUGACCUAAUUAAUGGUGCACUCAUUUCACAAAAAGAACCUGACUUUUAGUAUUUGUUAACCGUACAAAAGCAUAUGGGUCCGAGGGAUUUUAACAUUCUUACAUAGAAGAGCUGGUCUGAAUGAGCAGACAGUGCAGUGGAGAAAAAAACUGGCUUAAUGGCUAUGCCCAAGGGGGCAGAUCAGUGCCAGAAAGCCUGCUCAGAGGCCAGCAGCAUACCUCAGGGUUAGGCCCCGUUCUCUUCAUUAAUGAUUGGGAAGUGUCAGCAAGUGUCCUGGCAAUACAAAACUGAGAUGACUGGCUGAUAUGCCAGAAGGUUAUACAGGAAGCAGCAAGAGGAACGUAGGUUUUUUUACCUUCACUCUCAAAACACAUGGAAAUCCUAGUAGGAACAUAACGUAACAGUAUGAGAUUUUUUCCAGUGUAUGAAAAUCUUUUAUUUACAACAGCAAAGAUGGAGACUUGCAGACUGAAGGAGGAUCCAAUACAUACUAGGAGGUUUCUGUAGGAAAGAAAAAUAGAAUUUAGAGUAGUCCUGGGGAUUCUUCAAUGUCAGACUUCAGGGGAAAAACAAGGAGAAUAAAAUAUAUUUAAUAUGUCUCUAUUUUUCCUUCUUAUGAUCAGUUAGGUAAACCAACACAGUGCUUCUGGGCAGGUGCUAAAUUUCAAGCACAAGUUGUGGAUUGCCCUGGUGUGUCCCAUCCCAAGAGCAUGUACUGCAUUCUACGAAACAUUUAGUAAUGGUAUUAAGGAGUUAUAAGAAAUUAACUUGUUAUUGAGGGAGUUAGAAAUGGGCAUUUGUGGCUAAGCCUUGUACUUAGUGUAUUUAUCUCUGCCAGUGUAGAGCUAACAUAGAGGCUCUCUACUGACAACACUCAAUGUCAGUUUUAUAGGAAGAGUGCAGAUAUAAAUUUAGCCAAAGCCAAAUCACAGAUUUUUUCCAAGCUUUUCCUUUUUCCUAGGCUCUGUUGGGGAAUCUAGCAACUGAAUAGCAAUUAUAAUAUUGCUGCUAUUGCUUGCUUAUUUGGAGCAAUGAAUAUAUUGAAUUAAAUAGAAUUAAGCAGCAUUUAAUAGCUUAAUUUUUGUAAAAGCCAGCUGUUGCGACCAUUUUGUAUUUACCGCAAGAAUAUGGUAACUGACGCAUGGAGCCAUUGUAACAUGGGAAGGCUAUUACCUCUGAAAAGGAAAGCAGAGAAAAGGCCAACCCAAACUGAACUGGUUCAGCUAGUGCAGUCUUCUGUCUCUGCUACUGCUCAGUCUAUUUGAUGACCAGAGGGUAAUUUGGAAUUAAACACAUGGUGGAAAAUACCUCAUCGUGACACUGUCGCCUUUUUACCCAUGUGCUGAAGCACAGUGGUGUUAAAUGACUGGGUUAAUUGAGUUUUCCUGGGAGGGGGAGUUGUUUGAAUUCUGUCACUAAUUUUUUUGUACUCAUUAAGUUUGGUCACUUGCUGCAGUGUAAUGACUUAAAUGUACAGAACCUUAAUCUCAUGUUUGCUUUAAUACCCAGACCCUUCUUAGGUAUCUUUUAACAUUCUCUUUUUUGAAGAACCUAUUUUAAAGGGCCCAUUGCUUAUCUUCUGUUUCUAUCCAGAGUAUAAUACAGAAGGUUUUAUCAAUGCAGAUGUGCUCUCAUUCCUUAAGGUGGCGACUGAUCCUUAUUUCUCUUCUCAAUUAUUUUAACAUUUUCACUAAAAGUGGUUUUCCUGGCUAAGUUCCCUUUUGAGGGAUCAGGGUCGUAAACAUGGAAAGACAGCCCUUCUGUUUGGGUUAAAGAGUAUCUGGAAAAGCUCAUUAUUAUACUGUGUCUAUUCAGGCUGUAUCCACUUGCUGAAGAUUGCUGAUGAGACCAAAAAGGCAUUAUCUAAGGACUAAAUUUUGAACCCUGCUUCUUGCUACUGUCUCAUGUGGGUCUCUCUGACUAGUGGUGCUCCCAAGCACAACUGAUCACAAGUCUGUGAUGGCACCUCUAAAGAAAAAGUUGCUGUGCUAAGGUUUAGUUAUUAAUAUGGGUGGGGGAUAAAGGUUCUGGAGGUUAUUCAGUUUUUGUUUCCAGUUUAUUUUGACAGAUAAAUGUCUCAGAUACUUUGAAUUUAAAUCUACAUGUGUCAGUCGAAUAGGCUUAUAGAUGUAUGAGUUGAAGGUAUGGCUUUUUGUUCUUUGCUAGCAAGUUUAUGUACCUUUCUCCCACCUCAUGCCCCAGUUCCUUGCUACUGAUGCCUGUGGAUAUUAUUUUUAAAAAUGCUAUUUUAUCUUCUCAAACUGUGCUUCUGAAUAGUUGUAGUUUAUCUUCAUGUCUUAUGUGUUUAGUCUUCUGCCCUUCCCCCUCUCCAUUGUUGAAUGAAUAAAGACAUGAAAAUGCA